AUGGAAAGAUUAGAUAAGAUAAAUUGGCAGCACGAACUUUUUACAAAUUUUCCUACCUAUAAAAAGUAUGAUGAAUUUGAUAAGGUUAACAUUAUAAAUUAUGACCAUGAUUACUGUAAGAAGUUAGAAAACUUUUCCGAGGAUGAGAAAUUUUUUUGCAAACAGAUCACAAAACAUUUAGAAGAAUUAUCAGCUAAACAGAAUAGAGAACUUAAAAAUGACUGUUUUUACUUUACAUACUGGUUCUAUGAUAAGAUAGGGAAAAAAUACUAUAAGGAUAAUAAAAUAAAAAAUAAAAAUGUCAGUGAUCAACUUUUUAAUAUAGUAGCAUUGUUAAUCAAAAGAUAUCCUAACUUGGAGCCAUGUCGAUGCUACGAAUCAGGUAAUCCGGAAAAAUGGAAUGAAGAAAAAGUUAUGCACGACUAUUUUGAAAAUUACCAAUUUAUUAAAAGUAAUAAAUGUGAUAAAAGUAAUUGUGAAAUAUAUUUGAGAUAUCUGACUUACAUUAAUAAGAUUUAUGAUAUAUUUUACUACAAGGAUUUUGGUUGUUGUGACUAUGACAUUAUGCCAUCCUAUUGUGAACCAUAUUUUAAUUGUGAUGAUAAAUAUGAUCCAAGUGAUCUUUUGAAAACUAUAAAGUCUUUAUAUGAGAAAUUGAGUGAAGACGAAGUUAAUGCAGUGAUAAAUGAUGGAAGCUCAAGUGUUGAGGAAAAUGGGCUUCCUCAUAAUAAAUAUAGUACUCGACAUAUGUCUAAUGAAGUCGCACAGAUUUCUUCAUCUAUUCCAAUUAAUGUGCCAAAUGAAAUAGUACAAAAUCGCUUCAGUAAAUUAGAAACACAUCACGAUAUAUUAAAUUCAUUCUAUAUUAAUCGUUUUAUGAUAAUUACUUCAAUAUUGGGGACAAUUAUAUUCUUAUACCUAUACUAUAGUUUCAUAUUUACAAAACAUUAUACUCGGCUCUUUUAUAUAUAUCAGUCUACCUCCGAAGGAUCUACGUUAGAUAAAAUAGAAAUGAAGAUGAGAAAAUUAAAUAAAAGUCAAAAUGAGAUAUAUGAAGGUAAAUUAGAAUCAUAUAAUUCAGAAUCUGAAGUAGAAGAUUACAACGCAGAAAAAUUAUAUUUCUCAUAUCACUCCACGAAAAACAAUUUUCUGUAA
Molecule: messenger RNA, 1155 nt
Organism: Plasmodium gonderi
Lineage: Eukaryota; Apicomplexa; Aconoidasida; Haemosporida; Plasmodiidae
Product: variable surface protein
Exons: 3
Coding region: 1-1155 (384 amino acids)
Source: RefSeq, a predicted model, not a curated record